AUGGGUUACUCUGAUCUCGAUUGGAAGGCUAUUAACACAAUCCGACUGCUUGCGGUCGAUGCCACUCUCAAGGCGAACAGCGGUCACCCUGGCGCUCCCAUGGGUAUGGCCCCUGUGGCCCACGUUCUUUUCAACAAAUUCAUGACCUUCAAUCCCAAAAAUCCCAAUUACAUCAACCGCGACCGAUUUGUCCUAUCAAACGGACAUGGCUGCAUGCUGCAAUAUGCCCUACUCCACCUCUUCGGUUAUGCCGUCUCCAUGGACGACCUGAAACACUUCCGACAAGUUGACAGCAUCACUCCUGGCCACCCUGAAGCCCGUGAUACUCCUGGAAUUGAGGUGACAACCGGCCCUCUGGGCCAGGGUUUCAGCAAUGCUGUUGGUUUGGCCAUUGCUCAAGCCCACACAGCCGCUGUCUUCAACAAGCCUGGGUAUGACCUCAUCAACAACUAUACUUACUGCUUUUUCGGUGAUGGCUGCGCUAUGGAAGGUGUUGCAAGCGAAGCUGCUUCCACUGCAGGACAUUUGCAGCUAGGCAAUCUGAUUUGCAUUUAUGACGACAACCAUAUUUCCAUCGACGGUGACACCAAGGUCGCUUUCACCGAGGACGUUGCCAAGCGAUUUGAAGCCUAUGGCUGGCAUGUUCAGCAUGUCAAGGAUGGCGAUCACGACCUUGAUGGUAUCGAAGCUGCGAUCCAGAAGGCCAAAGAGGUCAAAGACAAGCCAUCCAUGAUCAAGUUGACUACCACUAUCGGCUUUGGCUCCAAGCUGCAGGGCACAGGUGGCGUGCACGGCAACCCCCUCAAGGCUGAUGACGCCGCACAAGUCAAACAAAAGUUUGGCUUCAAUCCUGAAGAAUCUUUCGUGGUUCCCCAAGAAGUAUACGAUUUGUACCACAAGCACGCCGCCGAGGGAGCCGCUGCCGAGCAGGCUUGGAACGAUCUGUUCAAGAAGUAUGGAAACGAGUUCCCGGAGCUGGCCAAGGACUUUACCCGCCGUCUCUCCCGCAAGCUGCCCGAGGGCUGGGAAAAGAGCUUGCCGGUGUGGAAGCCAACAGAUGCUGCGGUUGCCACCCGCAAGACUUCUGAGAAGGUCCUAGAAUGCAUUCACGAAGCCGUCCCCGAGUUAUUGUCGGGCUCUGCAGAUUUGACUGGAAGCAACAACACCCGAUGGAAGAACGCCGUUGACUUCCAGCCUCCGAGCCUCGGGAUCGGUGACUGGACUGGUCGCUACCUGCGAUAUGGUGUCCGCGAGCAUGGAAUGGCUGCUAUUAUGAAUGGUAUUUCUGCUUAUGGCACUCUGAUCCCGGCUGGUGGUACGUUCUUGAAUUUCGUGUCAUAUGCUGCCGGAGCCGUCCGUCUGUCGUCUCUCUCGCACCAGCGAGUUAUCUACGUUGCUACUCACGACUCCAUCGGCCUUGGUGAAGACGGCCCUACACAUCAACCAAUUGAGACCUUGGUCCACUUCCGAGCUCUUCCAAACAUGAUGGUGUGGAGGCCUGCUGAUGGCAACGAGACGUCGGCCGCAUACUACAUGGCGCUGACUUCGACAUCUACCCCCUCCAUCCUGGCUUUGACCCGACAGAACUUGCCCCAGUUGGAGAACUCGACUAUAGAGAACGCCAUCAAGGGCGGUUACGUUGCCAUAGAGGCCCAGAACGCCGAUAUCACCAUAGUGUCCACGGGAUCUGAGGUCGGAAUUUGUAUCGAUACAAUCAAAGUGCUGAAGGAUCAGCACGGGAUCACUGCGCGCGUUGUUUCGAUGCCAUGCACGGAAGUCUUUGACGCUCAGCCCAAGGAUUAUCAGCUGAAGGUCAUUCCCGGUGGUAUUCCAACUUUGUCUGUCGAAGUCAUGUCCACCCUCGGAUGGGAGAAAUACUCACAUGAGCAAUUUGGUCUCAACCGAUUCGGUGCUUCUGGCCCUUACAAGGAGGUUUACAAGAAAUUUGAGUUCACUCCCGAGGGCAUCGCUAAGCGUGCUGUUGCUACCGUCGAGUUUUACAAGGGCAUGAAGCCUCGAUCACCCAUCAACCGUGCUUUCCAGCAACUUAUCUAG
Molecule: messenger RNA, 2055 nt
Organism: Cladophialophora psammophila CBS 110553
Lineage: Eukaryota; Fungi; Ascomycota; Eurotiomycetes; Chaetothyriales; Herpotrichiellaceae
Product: transketolase
Exons: 7
Coding region: 1-2055 (684 amino acids)
Biological process (GO): pentose-phosphate shunt
Cellular component (GO): cytosol
Molecular function (GO): transketolase activity
Source: RefSeq, a predicted model, not a curated record